Cladophialophora bantiana CBS 173.52 is the source of this 498-nucleotide messenger RNA. RefSeq lists its product as uncharacterized. The transcript has a single exon. The coding region runs from base 1 to 498 and encodes 165 amino acids. The record is from RefSeq and is a predicted model, not a curated record. NCBI's taxonomy places the organism in Eukaryota, Fungi, Ascomycota, Eurotiomycetes, Chaetothyriales, Herpotrichiellaceae.
AUGUUCGAGUUUUGCUCAAACCUAGAUUCGGUGCAAACCGUCCUCGUCAACGCGAGGGACUUCCUCGCCCGUCUCAAGUCCGCCCUGUCGCUGUCGAUGCACGUUGCAGAGCUUGCACCUCCCCCCACCGAUCGUCUUGGUAACAGUAUUAGCAGUGACCUUGCCGGAGAACGACCUCCUCAGGGCGGAAACUGCCACGCCUUCCUCUGGGCUCUUUGUGUCGGCAGCUGGGCGGAGAAGAGACACAAUCCCCACUCCUCAUUGGACAACGGCGAUUGUGAUGCCGGCGCUAGCUUUAGCGGUAACGUCAACGGUGGCGUCAACCGCCAUCAUGACGACAGCUGGUGGUUCAAAAAGAAUCUCCCGCUGCAAGCAAGGAAGAUGGGCGUAAAGGACUGUCUGGAUGUGGAAAGCAUUCUGCAUGGAUUUUACCAUGUCGAUAAAUACAUGCCGGGGCUUGAUGGGUGGGUUACUGAACUCCUACGGGCGUGCUGGUGA